Octopus sinensis (East Asian common octopus) is the source of this 613-nucleotide messenger RNA. Its product is annotated as 60S ribosomal protein L18a. Gene Ontology annotation, molecular function: structural constituent of ribosome. Gene Ontology annotation, cellular component: cytosolic large ribosomal subunit; ribosome. Gene Ontology annotation, biological process: translation. The record is from RefSeq and is a predicted model, not a curated record. NCBI's taxonomy places the organism in Eukaryota, Metazoa, Mollusca, Cephalopoda, Octopoda, Octopodidae. The coding region runs from base 31 to 561 and encodes 176 amino acids. The transcript has 5 exons.
GUGAUCUACCUUUCUACAUCACCCGUCAAGAUGAGAGCCCGUGGUCAGUUGAACGAAUAUAAAAUAAUCGGGCGAGAAUUACCGACAGAGAAAUGUCCGAUUCCACCCCUGUUUCAGAUGAGAAUAUUUGCAUCUGAACCAUGCAGUGCUAAGUCAAGAUUUUGGUAUUUUGCCAGUCAACUUAGGAAAUUAAAGAAGAGCAGAGGAGAAAUUGUUUGUUGCCACAAGAUUUUUGAAAGAAAACCUGGGACCAUAAAGAAUUAUGGCAUCUGGCUUCGUUAUCAAUCUCGAAGUGGAAUCCACAACAUGUACAAAGAAUACCGUGAUCUCACUGCUGCUGGAGCUGUGACUCAGUGCUACCGUGAUAUGGGAGCUAGGCAUCGUGCCAGGCCUUCAGCUAUCCAAAUCAUUAGAGUGGAAACUGUGCCAGCCAAGAAAUGCAGAAGAGCUUACAUUAAGCAGUUCCAUAAUGCCAAAAUCCGCUUCCCAUUGCCUCAUCGCGUGGAAAGGAACUUACAAAAUCCUAAAUUCACUACUAGGAGACCAUACACCAAUUUCUAAUCUGUUCAGAAAUUGAGCCGAUUGUGUACAAUAAACAAAAUUAUAAGUGGUU